Molecule: messenger RNA, 2335 nt
Organism: Theobroma cacao (cacao)
Lineage: Eukaryota; Viridiplantae; Streptophyta; Magnoliopsida; Malvales; Malvaceae
Product: putative inactive receptor kinase At5g58300
Biological process (GO): protein phosphorylation
Molecular function (GO): protein kinase activity; ATP binding; protein binding
Source: RefSeq, a predicted model, not a curated record
CAUGUUUUGAUCUGGUAGUUACUUCAUUGUCUCGCCAACACCGCCUGUUACAUAAGAGAGCUUUUUUCAUCUCUGUUAUUAUUUGUGUCCCUCUUUUUUUCUCUGGUUUGAGGAAGGAAAAUACCUGUUCUAAGUUGAUAUUGUUUUGUCAGGGGAAUAAAGAUUGCUGAGAUGAAGCUGCCCUCCUAUUUUGCUGCAUUCGCCUUCCUGUUUCUGUUUUGCAUUCCUGAAACAGUUGCUGACCUAAACUCAGAUGAGCAAGCCCUCCUACAAUUUUCUGCCACUGUCCCUCAUGGGCGGAAACUUAACUGGAGUCCGGCUACCCCAGUUUGCGCUUCAUGGGUUGGCAUCAACUGCACGAAGGAUGGAUCCCGUGUGAUUGCUGUCCACCUUCCUGGUGUUGGACUGUAUGGUCCAAUUCCAGCCAACACACUUGGAAAGCUGGAUGCUCUCAUGAUCCUCAGCCUCCGAUCCAAUCGCCUCAGUGGGAACCUUCCAUCUGACAUACUCUCCCUUCCCUCUCUUCAAUACUUAUACCUUCAGCAUAACAACUUUUCAGGUGACAUUCCUUCCGCUCUCCCUCCAAAGCUGGAUUUUCUUGAUCUCUCCUUCAACUUCUUCACAGGCAACAUUCCAACCACAAUUCAAAAUUUAACAAACCUGACUGGUUUAAGCCUUCAGAAUAACUCCCUUACAGGACUUAUCCCCAAUUUCAAUCUUCCAAGGCUUAGGCUUUUGAAUUUGAGCUACAACCAUUUAAAUGGAUCAGUACCUUCUUCCCUCCAGAAGUUCCCUGCUUCUUCCUUUGUAGGAAAUGAUAUAUGUGGGCCUCCACUGAACCAGUGUAUUACAAUCACGCCUUCGCCUUCGCCUUCGCCUUCCCCUUCCCCUUCCCCCGCUCACUUACCUCCACCAAAAGUACCAGAAAAUCCAAGAGGGGGCUCCCAUAAGAAAUUAAGUACAGGUGUUAUAAUUGCCAUAGCAGUUGGGGGUUCUGCACUGGUGUUUUUCAUGUUGCUUAUGCUAGUGCUUUGCUGUUUAAAGAGAAAGGAUGGUCAAGGUACUCUUACAUCAAAAGGUAAAGGUGGAAGGGGUGAGAAACCUAAGGAGGAUUUUGGGAGUGGGGUGCAAGAGGCUGAGAAGAACAAGUUGGUUUUCUUUGAAGGUUGUUCAUAUAAUUUUGAUCUUGAGGAUUUGUUGAGAGCUUCGGCUGAAGUGCUAGGAAAAGGAAGCUAUGGUACAACCUAUAAGGCUAUCCUGGAGGAAGGAACAACAGUGGUUGUGAAGAGGUUGAAAGAAGUAGCUGCAGGGAAAAGAGAGUUUGAACAACAAAUGGAAAUUGUGGGAAGGCUUGGUGAGCACCCAAAUCUCGUGCCUCUUCGUGCUUAUUACUAUUCCAAGGAUGAGAAGCUGCUGGUUUAUGACUACAAAGCAGCUGGCAGUUUUUCCUCGUUAUUGCAUGGAAGCAGGGAAAGUGGACGUGCUCUGCCAGACUGGGAUUCCAGGCUAAAGAUUUCCCUGGGAGCAGCAAAGGGCAUUGCCUAUAUCCACUCUUGUGCAGGUGGAAAAUUCAGCCAUGGCAACAUCAAAUCGUCCAAUGUCCUCCUCAACCAGGACUUGCAUGGCUGCAUUUCUGAUUUUGGAUUGACUUCUUUAAUGAGUUUCCCAGCUGUUCCAUCUAGAAGCGCAGGAUACCGAGCUCCUGAGGUGAUUGAAACUCGAAAGUUUACUCAAAAGUCCGAUGUCUACAGCUUUGGUGUACUUCUGCUAGAGAUGCUGACAGGCAAAUCACCAGUCCAGUUAUCAGGGCAUGAAGAUGUGGUCGACCUUCCAAGGUGGGUCCAAUCUGUUGUUAGAGAGGAAUGGACUGCUGAAGUGUUUGAUGUAGAGCUGAUGAAAUAUCAAAAUGUUGAAGAAGAGCUGGUACAGAUGCUUCAGAUAGCAAUGACUUGUGUGGCAAGGUUGCCAGACAUGAGGCCUACAAUGGAGGAAGUAACUAGGAUGAUGGAAGAAAUUCGGCCAUCUGAUUCUGAAAACCGGCCCUCGUCAGAGGACAACAGGUCCAAGGGCUCAAAUACUCAAACCCCAUGAUUACUGCAGCCAUGUUGCCGAUGUUACAAGUUCAGAUUGCAUGUUGCGAGGCCUCCAUCUUUGCGUUCAAUCCAUGUGAUUCUUCUAGGAUUUUAGCGUAACAAAGAUGUGUCUGCCACCUUUUUCUCCCCCAUCUUGAUUAAUGUCAACUCUGUGGAAGAUGAAAAAAAAAAAGGCCCAAACUUGUAGAAAGUGCUAGAACAAUCAGUGAAAUAAUCGCAUCCAUUCUGUAUUUAUAGAAAAA